UUGCUGCUAGGUUUCGCAGCUGCACAUAUAUGUGUUAUGUGUGGCUCCUAAGUAAACGUUCAGCUCUCUUGCUUAAUCAUUUAAUACAUAUAUGAACCUAUUUCGAAAAGCAACACAAUUGAAGCAGGAGAUUACGAUGCCGUCCCCGAUGGAGGGAUCUUCCAGAGAAGGUGACCUCUUUACUGUGAAACACGAGCUGAAAAACGCCAACCUGACGGGCCACGUAGAGAGGGUGGGCAUUGAAAAUUUUGAGCUAUUAAAGGUGCUAGGCACAGGAGCAUAUGGCAAGGUGUUCCUGGUGAGGAAAGUGAGUGGUCAUGAUGCAGGGAAGCUGUAUGCCAUGAAGGUUUUGAAGAAGGCCACCAUCGUACAAAAGGCAAAGACCGCCGAACACACGCGGACCGAGCGGCAAGUGCUGGAGCACAUACGCGAGUCUCCAUUCCUCGUCACACUUCACUAUGCCUUCCAGACGGAUACCAAGUUGCACCUCAUUCUGGAUUAUGUAAAUGGUGGGGAGCUCUUCACACAUUUGGUGCAAAGGGUGCGAUUUAAGGAACAAGAAGUUGCUUUGUACAGUGGAGAGAUUGUAUCGGCACUAGAGCAUCUACACAAGCUUGGGAUUGUCUACCGGGACCUGAAACUUGAGAAUGUUCUGCUGGAUUCAAGUGGUCAUAUAGUUCUCACAGACUUUGGCCUCAGUAAAGAAUUUGAUCAGGUGGAAAGGGCGUUUUCUGUCUGUGGCACCAUUGAAUAUAUGGCUCCAGAAAUUGUGGAAGGAGGAGAGUCUGGACAUGACAAGGCGGUGGACUGGUGGAGCCUCGGCGUGUUGAUGUACGAGCUCUUGACUGGCGGAUCACCCUUCACUGUUGAUGGAGAUGAGAACUCGCACACAGACAUUGCCAAGAGGAUUUCAAAAAAGGAUCCCCCUUUCCCCAAAGAUAUGGGACCUCUGGCCAAAGACCUCAUCCAGCGACUCCUCAUCAAAGAUCCAAAGAAGAGACUGGGAUCAGGUCCUAAUGGAGCGGAGAAUGUAAAAAAACACCCGUUUUACCAGAAAAUAAACUGGGAGGACUUGGCAGCUAAGAAGGUGCCUGCCCCGUUCAAGCCAGUGAUUCGGGAUGAGCUGGAUGUCAGCAACUUUGCAGAGGAGUUCACAGAGAUGGACCCCACCUACUCUCCUGCAGCUCUGCCUCAGAACUGUGACCGUAUCUUUCAGGGCUACUCUUUCAUGGCCCCCUCGAUCCUGUUCAAGAGGAAUGUGGUGAUGGACGACCAUGUCCAGCUGUGUGGGGGCUCUGAGAGGCCGGGCUCUGCUGCGGUGGCCCGCAGCGCCAUGAUGAAGGACUCACCUUUCUAUAUGAGUUAUGAGAUGGAUCUGAAGGACAGUGUUUUAGGGGAGGGCAGCUUCUCCAUCUGCAGACGGUGCACGCACAAGAAGACUGGACAAAAAUACGCAGUCAAGAUCGUCAGCAAGAGGAUGGAGGCACAGACUCAGCGAGAAAUUGCCGCCCUGAAGCUCUGUGAUGGCCACCCUAACAUUGUCAAGUUACAUGAAAUUUACCACGACCAGCUCCACACGUACCUGGUUCUGGAGCUGCUCGGUGGAGGGGAGCUGCUGGAGAGGAUCCGCAGGAAGCAACAUUUCAGCGAAACAGAAGCCAGCCGCAUCAUGAGAAAACUGGUGUCGGCCGUCAGUCACAUGCACGAUGUAGGAGUGGUGCACAGGGACCUUAAACCAGAGAACCUGCUCUUCACGGACGAGAGUGAGAACUCCGAGAUAAAAAUCAUAGACUUUGGCUUUGCCCGCCUCAAACCACCAGACAAUCAGCUCCUGAAGACUCCCUGCUUCACCCUGCAGUACGCAGCACCAGAGAUACUCAAGUAUGACGGCUACGAUGAGUCCUGUGACCUGUGGAGUCUGGGGGUCAUUCUGUACACCAUGCUAUCUGGGCAGGUGCCUUUUCAAUGUCAGGAGAAGAGCUUGACCCACACCAGUGCUGAGGAAAUUAUGAAAAAAAUCAAACAGGGAGACUUCUCUUUUGAAGGCGAGGCCUGGAGAAAUGUUUCCCAGCAGGCCAAGGACCUGAUUCAAGAGCUGCUGACAGUGGACCCAAACAAGAGGAUUAAGAUGUGCGGCCUACGCUACAAUGCCUGGCUCCAGGACGACAGCCAGCUGUCCUCAAACCCACUCAUGACACCGGACAUUCUCGGCUCCUCCACUGCCUCCGUCCACACUUACGUCAAAGCUACCUUUCAUGCUUUUAACAAAUGUAAGCGGGAAGGUUUCCGCCUGCAAACGGUGGACAAAGCGCCACUAGCCAAGAGGAGGAAGAUGAAAAAGACGAGUACCAGCACAGAGACCCGCAGCAGUUCCAGCGAGAGCACCCAUUCCUCGUCCUCCUCCUCCCAGUCGCAGGAGAAGACUUUCACGGAGGGCGACGCCAAGCCGCAGCCCUCCAACAGCACGCCUCUCACCACGCCCGUCAACACGCCCGUGGUCCUGGCAACCGACUCCGAGCAACAACCAGUGCAUCCAGCCUUUCACUUCUCAGAAGGACAGUGAGACAGCGAGAGGAAAAAAGGAAUUUCAGAAAGUUUUAUGACCCACAGGACGGCUUGGACCAGCGUAGAGACGGCUCUCUCUUCUCGCUCUCUCUUCUCGCUCUCUCCCUGGCAGCUCUCUGCAUCUGGCUCAAUUGCAUGGACGUUCGUACGUCUCCAAAAAACCAAGCAUGCCGCAGGAGCAGCAACUGUCACCUCAUUAUCAAUCAAUCAACCUUCACUAGCAAUAGCCUAUCUCUUUUAUUUUCUCUUUCACUUUCACACACAGACUGUUUUUUAAUCAGGGACCGGACCAGGAAGAAGUUGUGUCCAAAAUGAAAAGGGCUGCCCUACUGCCCCGGGUCCAGACAGACAAUGGAGAGACAUCUUUAGUCUCCUCAUAAAAUCGCAGCUCGCUCUCUGUCCGCCCCACUUACCUGUCUCUGUCCACGCCUCCGGGGGUUUUAAAGGGAAAGUCGUAGUGUUUACAUCAUGGAUUCAAUGAUUUUUUUGUCAAAGGGAGAGGAGGAAAUGCAUCGUGCUGCAGCGUAACGUGACGUCGGUCCACUUCUCUGCAAGAUGGAGCAGGUUGUUUAUAUGUGAAUUUUACAGACUAAGAUUUAUUUAUGAUAAGCUAUAUUGUUAACUUAUUAAUGGUUCAGACUGAUCUGAAAAGAAAUAACGGAUACAGUGCGUCUUUAAAAAAAAAAAAAAAGACAUUUUGUGUAUGUGUGUAUGUGUUACCCUAUCAGCUCAAAAGACUGUUUCCAUGUUGUCAGAUGGUUGUUCAUUCAUCUUUGUAAUCAUCAGACAGCAAUGCUUCAAGUAGGUACAGCAGUUAUGCAGACACUGUAAGACUUCUAAAGGCAAGAAGAGAUUGACACCAUUAGCUGCUGGUUAACGGUUGUCAAAUGUAUGUCAGCAAAGUCCUUUGGACUUUUUUUUAUGGAGGCUGGGAUUGAACUGCAACUGUGUCCAGUGGUCAAAAAAAGAUAUAUCCUUGUUUAUAAGGAUUAAAAAAAGCAAAAGUAAACAUCUUUUAUAGGAACAACCAAAUGUGGAUGUAGUAUGUUCAGCCAAAUAUGUGGUUUUAUAUUGUUGUAUGGGGAAUACUGCCGCCUGAGGGGAUGUGACCCCACAAGAAGAGCUAUAUUUAGAUUUAUUUUUGCCUCUUAUGUGGGAGCAUGACGAUGUUAAGGCUCAGCAUUGCUGCUGUUCCACAUUGUCUGAUCCUCAAGCCAGUAUUUAGCCCAGCAGUGGAUUUGCCUUGUGUGGUUCCAAUCAGCUUAGUGCGAGGUGAAUGCGUCCAGGAAUUUAAGGUUGAGUUUUCUGUGAUCCAAGAUUACAAAGGGCGACUUCAAGUGGCUUCCUUUUCGGAUGAAAAGAGAUUAAAUAGUUUGAGAAAUGGAGAGUUUUAUUUGCCAAAAAAUGCAAUUAAAUCAGGUAAAGGACAGGUUUGAGUCAAUGAGUUAAGGGCGGUGACACAUUUUUAAUGCAAUAUAGUGCAGAACGUUGCCACUUGUGUCACUGCCCAAAGUGUUACCACUACUGCGGAACAUCUACCCUUUAUGAAAACACCAAGUCCCUGAGGACUGACCUCAAACAAGCACUGCUUUUAUUUUUGACACCGGCCCUUGCUCUCUUUACCAUGUUGUACUGCAUGACUGAAAUGGUGAUCUUUGCAGUGUGUGACAGCGCUCACUUUGAGGCAGAUAUCUGGUUAGUAUUUGGUCCCCAGUGCAUGAUGUAAACUGAAACAUCAACCUCUUCUAUCACUUUGUUUUUAUGGGUGUUUUUGGCAGAUUCUCAUUUGGUUUAAUGGGAGUUUGUUUACUUGCACAUUUGAAUACGCCACGAUUGAAUUGGGGACUUUGAAGUUUUUACUGUUUGAGGUGUUUAAACACCAGAAAACCCUUUUUACAAUAGCCUGAAUAUUGUAAUGUCCCAAUGUUACAAUACUGGUGUUAGCCAGGAGAGUUAGGAAAGUAAAUGCCGUGCUCUGUUAAUUGUUUUUUGCAAGUAUGUGUUCGUCUGUUUUCAUGGUGAUAUUUGAAAUACUGUGUUCUAUUGAUAUGUACAUGGGUAUUUGUGUUCAGUAUGUGAAGCUGCCUAGAAGCAGUUUCUCCUGCUUUAUCAGGAUAUAAACUCUAGUUGGAAUACUGUGUGCAUUUAAAACACACUCCCUCAUCUUUCUUCCAUUUUAAUGCGCUCUGAUUUUGAACCAAAGCAUUAACUUCAAGGUAGCUGCUCUAAGCUGCAUGGGAUAUUUCCUUUCAUGCAAAUAUGCAAAGAAAUGCUUCACAUAUAUAUCAAGGUUUCUGUUUGUUUUCUCCAAAGGAUGAAAUAAUCUAGAUGUGUUUAGCUCAGAUCAUUUUUCUUUGUGUAUUUUUUGUUUCAGAGAUUCUCUAUAGGGUUUGAAAUAUCCAUACUCAGCACAUUAUCAUGCUUAAAACUAUGCAUCACUUUUCACUAUUUGUGUUGCUUUUGCCAUUUCAAAAAGACCUCGCCAAAUGGGUCCAAACAUAAUGCGUAAAGGGCACCGUGUACAUAUUCUGUACUUUUAACCUCAUAGCAUCAGCCACAAUAGAAAUAGCAGAGUAAAACCCCUCGCCCUUCUAAAAAGCUAGAAUCCUUGGAUCUGAACACUACAAAGCUCUUGUCUAACUUAGUUCGCAUGAGUUCCCCGUUGCUGCCUCAUUAAGCCUCUUUUCUUUUGUUUGGGUGUAUUAAUAGCUCAAGAGGAGGAAGAGGAAAAGUGGCCUAUAUUGAGCUCCCCCUCUGGGAGCCAGGCUCUAUUAGCUGAUGCGCUGCAGUGCUGUUCGUUCCAAAAAAAAUACCGUACGCUGCACGCUGCCUCUGUGGGACCCGGCUCAUUUUUCUUUGUAGGGAAAAUAACAGAGUAUCACAGGAAGAGGGUUGGUGUAGUACCAACGUCUCUCGAGGGCAGAUUUUUAAAAACUAGGUUUCCCCCCCUUUGAUGAACAACUUGUUCAGUGUGCCACUAUGAGGAAGAGAAGCCAGUUUUGAUUUGACGUCCUAUUGCCUGUGAUACAUUUCUGUUUAUUGGUUCCCUGGAAAUUGAUUGAAAGUUAAUUUUCCCGCUAUCGUGCUUCCUCCUUUUUUGCUUUUCUCUCCAUUAGGGUUGAAAGUAUCCCACCUGAUAAGAAAAACCUUUUGUACCUUUAUGCAUUUAUUAGAGGGUCUGAUAGUUUGGACUGUUGUAUAAAUACCUGACUGAUUUUGUGCAUUUUGGUGUCAAAGCAUUGGAUUUGGGGACGUUCCUACUUCUGUCCUUCUGUCAGUAGAGUCAUGUUUGUGCUUUCGAGACGGAUGUUGGUGCCAAAGCUGAAGGUGUCAUCUUGCUGUUGUGGAUAUAUUGUCUGUGAAAGUGACAGAUGCUCAUGUGGAGCUGUCCACGGUGCUGAAGUAUCCGAACCUCUGAUGGUGCAGCAAAAACAAGUAGCUUUCCACAAUGUCCCAUAAUGACGUGAUCCUUCAAAGCGGUCAGAAAAAGGAGUGCUUUUCCCCUGAAGGUUACAUGUGAAUUACACUGGGGAGUAUAUGGAUACAUUUAAGAACUAGGAGUUAUUGCUAAGGAGGAAAACAAUCACAUAAAUAGGAUUAAAAACUGAUAUGAGGCUAAUCCUAAAGGGGAAACCCUCUGAUUUUAUGCAUCCAAGUCUGUUUACAGGUCAUUGGGACGACUACUGCAUAUGUGAAAAAGUCAUAUAAAAAAACGUUUUAUGGCAAAACCUGAUCAGUUUCUUAAGGUUAUGUCACUUCGGCACACCAGUGAAAAAAUGAAAAUAAAAAAAAUCUGGGGGUGCAGAAUUAGAAAAAAAGUGGGUUUACCAGACCAGACAUGGUAUUCAGUUACGUAUAAUAAUAGGUUUAUAUUAACUUCAGACAUAAAGCUUGGGAAAAAAGUUCACAAUAUGUUGUGUGUGGACUAUCCAAAGACAUUGUUUAUAGUAAAAUAAAUUACAGUUUUAAAUGGAAUUUUUCAACGCUGUGAUCAUAACAAAACUAGAUACCACUUUUAAGAAAAUACUGUAUUCUAUGUUCUCUUACCCUUUCCAGGGAGGUGAAAAUACACGGUCAGCUACAGAAUGGCACUGUUGUCUUGCUCAAAGACACUUCAGCAGCAACAUUUAGACUUGAACAUGUGUAUUUAUAAGGUUUACUCAGCCCAGUGUUACAUUAUUGUAAACAGAGAUUAAUAAAACAUGAGAAGGUUGUAAUGUUUUGUUAUGAUGAAAAAAAACAUUGAUGCUUUUCUGUACAAAAAGUUUUAAGAGAUGUCAUUCAGUCGUCAUGCCAACUUGUCACUUUAGACAUGAUCAUCAUCCUCUGCGUCACCGUCAUGCAUGUGCUUCUGCUUGAUUCCUGUCAAUAUCUCUCAAUUCCAUCGAUUCUUUUCAUAUCCAUGUCAUAACGUUACUGAAGCGUGUCAACAAGUACUGUAGCAGUGAUUCCCUUUGAGAUUGGUCGAUAUAUUAAACUGUUUAAAAACACGCAAUCAAGCUUUAAAGGCAAAACUUUGCACUUGUAUGUUAUUUUUUACCAUCAAUUGAUUUUUUUUUUGUAAAAAAAAAAAGGAAGAAAAAAUGUCUCUUUGAUUUUGUGCGGGUUCCGUCUGUUUCUGACAUUUGUGAGACGACACCAUAAUAUAAACCUCAACACCGAAUAGUACUUUUACUGCACACCUGCUUUCUUAGGGCACUGUGAUCUUCAUCAUUCAGGUCUUUAGGCACACCAUUGAUAUAAUGAGGAAGAAAAACCUUGAUUUGCUUCAAUAAAUGCUUUACUUAGUGGCUGAAUACAUCUGUACAUGAAAUAACCUGAAACCAGUCGUGAUGAGUCUUUCUAACAGACAUUUGGUUUCAUUUUCAAGUGUAUUACUGAAGAUAUUUUGUGAUACCAGGAUUUGUGUGUACUAUUUGUCAGAAGGACAAUAAAUGUACGAAUUUCCUGUCCAUUUAUUGAUCUUGACUAAUAAAUUAGGUACAAAUCUUUUUUAUAUUUAAAAAAGGCAUGUUAGGAGACUUUAUUGCAGCGAGUGGCCUCUAGAUGGCAGUGUUUAAUAAAGUGCCACAUUGAGAAUAGUUUCCUGUGCAGCAUGAACUCUAUUCAGACUUUAGGAUUUAUUCAUAGAUGAGUCAAAUAUAAGAUUGUGUUAAAUAUGCUUCAAAAGUAAAACUAUGAUUUGUCAUGUUGUCUAGCGGGACUAGAGAUUUAUGUCUAUGUACCAAGUCGACUAAAUGCAUAUUUAUAACCAAAUUAAGAUUUGUGUCUUUAAAAAGUGAACAGUAAGUACUGUAAAUGUCCAGUUAUAAUAUUUUUGUGCUCUGAUUAAAAUAGUCAUAUGCAGUGUGGACCUGAUGAAGGUUUCCAGUCUCUUUAAAAAAGUGAUUUUAAGAUGCACACAAAUUUGAUAUUGUAUGACAAAUAUACAAGUGUGAGACUUCAGAGGAAGAUCUGAAUGAACUCAGUGGGUGAUGAAAGAAUUCCUGAUUAUGUGUAAAGUGACA
Molecule: messenger RNA, 8072 nt
Organism: Anoplopoma fimbria (sablefish)
Lineage: Eukaryota; Metazoa; Chordata; Actinopteri; Perciformes; Anoplopomatidae
Gene: rps6ka5
Product: ribosomal protein S6 kinase, polypeptide 5
Exons: 17
Coding region: 92-2563 (823 amino acids)
Biological process (GO): regulation of DNA-templated transcription; protein phosphorylation; intracellular signal transduction
Molecular function (GO): magnesium ion binding; ATP binding; protein serine/threonine kinase activity
Source: RefSeq, a predicted model, not a curated record